Lolium rigidum is the source of this 1113-nucleotide messenger RNA. Its product is annotated as beta-1,4-mannosyl-glycoprotein 4-beta-N-acetylglucosaminyltransferase-like. The coding region runs from base 1 to 1113 and encodes 370 amino acids. Gene Ontology annotation, molecular function: beta-1,4-mannosylglycoprotein 4-beta-N-acetylglucosaminyltransferase activity. The record is from RefSeq and is a predicted model, not a curated record. Lineage: Eukaryota; Viridiplantae; Streptophyta; Magnoliopsida; Poales; Poaceae. The transcript has a single exon. Gene Ontology annotation, cellular component: membrane. Gene Ontology annotation, biological process: protein N-linked glycosylation; N-acetylglucosamine metabolic process.
AUGAGACCUCCACUACACAAGUCGGGAAACUCCCAUAAUCGGCCAGCGGCCAUAGGAAAGUUUCUAUCUCUCAAGCUGAUGCUACCCAUUGCUCUACUUAUUUCGGUAUGUGUCAUUGCUGUCGCCCAGUACCACCAAAGCAUCACCUACUUCUUACGGCCACUGUGGGACACACCGCCUAAACCUUUCACCCGUAUCCCACACUACUAUGCCCCCAACACCUCCAUGGCCGAGCUGUGCAAGCUCCACGGCUGGCGCGUCCUAUCCUCCCCUCGCCGCGUCUUCGACGCCGUCCUCUUCAACAAUGAGCUCGACAUCCUGGAGAUCCGCUACCGCGAGCUCUUCCCGUACGUCCACAAGUUCGUCAUCCUGGAGGCCAACGCCACCUUCACCGGCAUCCCCAAGCCGCUCUCCUUCUCCCAAAACCUCAACCGGUUCGCAUUUGCGCGUUCAAAGAUCCUCUACGACAGGCUCCCGAUCGGUAGGCUGGACCCCGAUCAUCGCCGACAGCCCUUCGACGUGGAGGCCAGCCACCGCCGCGCGCUCAACGCCCUGCUACGAAGGUCGGGCAUCGCCGCGGGGGACGUCCUCAUCAUGGCGGACGCCGACGAGAUCCCGAGCCCGGAGACGGUGCAGCUGCUGCGGUGGUGCGACGGGGUGCCGCCGGUGAUGCACCUCGAGCUGGAGAACUACAUGUACUCCUUCGAGUUCCCCGUGGACCACAGCAGCUGGAGGGCGACGGCACAUCUCUUCAACGAGCGAACGGGGUACCGCCACUCCCGUCAGAGCGACCUGAUUCUGGCCGACGCCGGGUGGCACUGCAGCUUCUGCUUCAGGGAGAUCAGGGAGUUUGCAUUCAAGAUGAAGGCGUACAGUCACGCGGACAGGGUGAGGCGGGAGAGCUUCCUCGACCCGGCCAGGAUCCAGAGGGUCAUAUGCAGCGGGGACGACCUGUUUGACAUGCUCCCUGAAGAGUACACCUUCAGAGAUCUCUUCAAGAAGAUGGGACCCAUACCCAGCUCAGCCUCUGCCGUUCAUCUGCCGUCCUAUUUGAUUAAGAAUGCAGACAAGUUCAGGUUCUUGCUUCCUGGUGGGUGUCUCAGAUCAGAGUAA